AUGCAAGAAGCGAUCCACGAUCAAAGCGUGCCUGAGGUCGAGACUCUUCCACCAUCCAAACUUGGCACUCACGAAUUUUGGGAUUUGACUUAUGGCCGAGAGCUCGAAAGCUUUCAGGAUAUUGGGGAUGAAGGCGAGGUCUGGUUCGGUGAAGAUAGCUCAGAUGAAAUCUUGGAUUGGAUCGCACAUCAUCUUCCGUCUCCUAUGACUCCGACUACUAAGACAUCCUUUUCGGAGCUUGAGUCUCCUAUCGAUCGCCCCUUGCCAGGUCUGGAAUCUCAACACAUUCUCGAUGUGGGUUGUGGAAACGGACAGCUACUAUUUCUACUUGCUCAAGGGGGUUAUUCAGUGAAUCAGCUCACUGGCAUUGAUUAUAGCGCCGGCUCAAUCGAGCUUACCUCACGCAUAGCCCAGGCAAAAGGUAUCAAAGGUCUUCGUCUCCAAGUCAAAGAUAUUCUGAGGGACACAAUAGAACCUCCCAACCGGUCGAUGACCCGCCAAGGAAAAGAGAGAGAUGGCUGGGAUCUGAUUACGGAUAAAGGCGUGGGUAUCUACACGUUCCUACCGCUCGACAGAUUCCAUUACUCUUACCCUCCCACGAGGUAG
Molecule: messenger RNA, 606 nt
Organism: Melampsora larici-populina 98AG31
Lineage: Eukaryota; Fungi; Basidiomycota; Pucciniomycetes; Pucciniales; Melampsoraceae
Exons: 2
Coding region: 1-606 (201 amino acids)
Biological process (GO): peptidyl-lysine dimethylation; peptidyl-lysine monomethylation
Cellular component (GO): cytoplasm
Molecular function (GO): protein-lysine N-methyltransferase activity
Source: RefSeq, a predicted model, not a curated record